CAGAAUGAAGUUUUAAUAUGUCUUGGAAUAAAUCUUGAUGAUGACAAUGCGUUCAUGCAUCCUAAAGAAGUUUGCCAAAGAUGUUAUUCUGCAUUCAAUAAGUUCAAAAAUUAUCAAAGACCAAUUACAAAGGAAUUAAAUGAACUCAUUAAAGAAAUAAAUUCAAAAUGGAAAGUACAAUCAGAAAAACAAGAAAAUUGCUGGCUGUGUCAGGAAUAUGUUAGAAUUCGCAAUCCAAUGGGCCUGAAAAGAAAAGCAGUAACAGACAAUGAUAUGCUUGAUACUAGUACUGGAUCCAGCUUCAAUUUUGAUGAAACUAAUCUAGACCUCUCAAGCAGAUUCAUGUGCAGUACUCCCAAAAAGCGAUGCACAAUGACGACAACAUCGGUUUCGGCACAAGUGACUCCCAGUCGUGGUAGAGAGACUACAAUCAAGGAUAUAAUUGAUUCAAAAACAAUCAAGGACCCCUUAUCUGUAUGGGAAGAAAAACUAUUAACUAGUCUAGUACGUCGGAAAAUGAAGCAUGGUCAAAAUGACGGGGAGCUCAUCUGCAAAACUGGAGGAAAGGUAAGAAAACAAUAUUACCACAAGCACGACUAUUAACUUGUAUGUCAAACUGUUAUUCACAAAUGAAUGGAUUAUAUCUUUGU
Molecule: messenger RNA, 650 nt
Organism: Owenia fusiformis
Lineage: Eukaryota; Metazoa; Annelida; Polychaeta; Sabellida; Oweniidae
Source: the annotation of a GenBank genome assembly